Molecule: messenger RNA, 420 nt
Organism: Prunus armeniaca (apricot)
Lineage: Eukaryota; Viridiplantae; Streptophyta; Magnoliopsida; Rosales; Rosaceae
Source: the annotation of a GenBank genome assembly
AUGGAGGCAGUCUUAAAUUUCUGCUCCAAAAAGGCACCAUUUUCAAGAAAUAAGCAGGAGGGUCCAGUUCGGCCAGAAGGCCCUGCACCAGUUCAAGUUCCCCAGAAUCAACCAGAACCUCCACUUGUUCCACAACCUGUGGCCCCACAUGAUCAACCCUUACCACUUCUGCCUAAGGCACCAGCUGUGUUGCCUUACAAACCUAGGAGAAUGGAUCCCAAUCCAUUUCCUCCACCAGCAAGAGGCAGAAGAGGCAGAGGGGGAAUCAACCUCUUUGCCAACAAUGACAGGAAUAGACUGGGGGCAAACUGGAGGAAUCAUCCAGAUUUUGAAGAAGAGGAAGAACAAAGGGAGGAAGUUCUGCCUAGCCCAUACAAAAUGGAGCGCAGGAUUGACCACAUCCAGCUAGAACAUGGGUGA